AGGAUUUGUUUCUUUCCUCUUCACACUGGGAACAAAAGGUUCUAAGAGAACUCAGUAGCCACCUGCCACUUUGAUGAAGUUUAAACAUUUGAAAGUUUUUUGAGCCCUGAUCUUUGAAAAUUUACAGUCUAGAACAGGGAAUUUUACUUCCAGGGGGAGUGAUGUUGAACCAUGGAGGUGGUAAGAAUAGCAUUCCCCUGAAGAUGGAUGCUCUCCAAAGGCCUCGGGAGUUAGUCAAUAUAUGUAUCAUGUCUCACCAGUUCCUAAAUAUGUUUUACAAGAUCUGUGCUUUUUCAGUGUGUGAAUGCAAAUAUGUUCCCAGUCACUGAUGCAAUGGGUAUUCAGGAUAUGAAAGCUGCUAAAAUCAGAGCAUCUCUUCUCAGCCUGAACAAAUAUUAACCUGCUCCAGUUUUACCCUAAACUCCAAUUCGAUGGCUUGCAGUGAUUUUAUGUUGGGCUAGAUUAGAAGGUUUGUGUUUAUGUAAUAAAGAAAUUCCCCUUUUAGAAGGGACAUAUGCUUCAGGUUGCUUCCUGUGAAUUUUUAUUUUUUUUCCCUGAGCAGGCAAAUUAUUUUUGGAUGGUUUCUCCCACUGCAACCCCCAGCUCCCAGGCUCUGCUGCCUUUCUCUGAGUCAAACCCCAGUUAUGUUUCUGCAGCAAGAAAUAUCCUCCUGUUCUUGUGUAACGGUGUUCCCCCCUUGCAGCAAGUGCUUCAUUAGGAGGCAGCAUCUGCGCUUGAAGUGUGGGAAGAAGGUGUGUUUGACGCUUUGUAGUGAGUAAGCAGGCUCCAGCAGAAGCUAAUGUUUUUGCAGCCUUAUUUUGGAUUUUAUCAGCAACUAUGAAGCAAAACCUGAUAGUUUAUUCAGAGGCCUCCUUGUCUUGUUUGAAGACGUUCCUCACCAGCGUCACAGGGAGCUCUGGGAACUCUUUCCUUUCUCCGAACUGUGGACAUGGGUGGCAAACAGUCCACGAGUGGCGACGUCUCCGUCACCCAGACCCCUGUGACAGAAAGCAUCCAGGAUGCCUACAAAGCUGGGGACACCAGCAAGGCCCAAGAGUUGAUUAGGUUGUCCUGUGAGGAGACUGCACUGCAAGUGGAAAAGUGUCAGCUUUUAGGCAUUGCAGCAGCAUAUGGGGAUCUGCAGGCAGUGAGGUACCUGCUGAAGGAGGCGUUGGUGGUGUUACCAACAGAGCCCAACGAUGACAAUGCAGCGGUGGUGGCUGCGUAUUUUGGGCACAAGGACAUCGUGAAAGAGCUGCUGGAUUCCCUGCGUGGUCCUAAUACUUGCCAGCAGCUCCUGAACUGGAUGCUGGCCAUAGCCUGCCAGCAGGGCCAUUUGGACAUUGUCAAGCUCCUGAUCCGUGCCUACAGUGCUGACCCAGAGAGCUGUGCAGUCAGGAGGAACGAGUUCCCCGUCCUCAUCCGCCUGCCCCUCUACGCUGCUAUCAAGGCAGGGAAUGAGGAUGUAGCCGUGUUUUUGUUGCGGAAUGGAGCUUUCUUUUGUUCCUACAUCCUGAUGGACAGUCCUGAAUCCAGCAAACACCUUCUGAGGAAGUAUUUCAUUGAGACAACCCCACUACCAGGUAGUGCUCCAGCAAAAACAGCUUUGUGUGUGAACUGGUCAAACCUCAAACUGCCCUGGGUGGAUCUAGACUGGCUGAUUGAUAUCUCCUGCCAGAUAACUGAGCUUGAUCUCUCUGCCAACUGCCUGGUGUCCCUCCCCUCCGUGAUCCCAUGGGGGCUGAUCAACCUGAGGAAGCUCAGCCUGGCUGACAACCAGCUGACAGAGUUACCCAGUGUGCAGUCCUCUGAUGAGAUCAUUUGUACAAGGUUACUUGAGGUUGAUGUAUCCAGCAACAGGCUCUCCACUCUUCCUACUGGAUUCCUACAUCUUAAAAACCUUAAAAAACUCACUGCUUCCAAAAACUACAUGGAGAAGUUGUUUGACGAGGAAAACACAACUAAUUGGAUUGGUUUAAGGAAGCUGCAGGAGUUUGACGUCUCUGACAACAGGUUGGUGGAACUUCCAACGGUUUUUCUAUACUGCUUCAAGUCCCUAAACAUACUGAAUGUUUCCAGAAAUCAGCUGAAAGUGUUUCCAGACCCCUGGGCCUGCCCCCUGAAAUGUUGUAAAGCAUCUAGAAAUGCACUGGAAUUCCUACCUGAUGCAUUGACUGUGUUCUGGAAAAAUCACCUGAGAGAAGUGGAUUUUUCUGAGAAUUCACUGAAAGAAGUUCCAGCAGGACUCUUCCAGCUUGAAGCUUUGGUGUCCCUGAAGCUGCUGGGAAAUCAGUUAGUUACGUUGCCUUCACAGGAUAAGUGGAAUUGCAAACAACUUAAGUCUCUGGAUCUUUCAAAAAACCAGCUUGGGAAGAGCGAUGAGGGGUUUAAAACGAAGAGGAUCCCCUUUUUCACCACGAAGAACAGGGUGCGUGGUGGCCCCGAGGCAGGUCCUUUUUUGGAGUUUCCAGCAUUUCUGAGCGAUUCUCUGGAGGUUCUUUAUCUGAACGACAAUCAGCUGGACUCCGUCCCGCAGUCCGUUUGCCUCCUGAAAGGUUUAACAGAGCUUUAUUUAGGAAAUAACCCUGGUAUCCGAGAGCUUCCUCCAGAACUUGGACAGCUGGCUAAUCUCUGGCAGCUGGAUAUCGAGGAACUAAAUAUCAGUAACGUUCCUGCAGAGAUCAGAAAAGAGGGCCCCAAGACGGUGCUGGCGUAUUUACGAGCGCAGCUGCGGCGGGCAGAGAAGUGCAAGCUGAUGAAGAUGAUCGUCAUCGGGCCCCCCCGGCAGGGCAAGUCCACGCUGGUGGAGAUCCUGCAGACAGGGAAGGUGCCCCAGAUGAUGCACAGCGAGGCCACCAUCCGCACAACCAAGUGGGAGCUGCCCAAGCCCGUGGGGCACAAGGCGAAGGUUGAUUCAGUGGAGUUCAAUGUCUGGGAUAUCGGAGGCCCAGCGAGCAUGUCUACAGUCAAUCAGUGUUUCUUCACAGACAAAGCAUUGUACAUAGUGGUCUGGAACUUGGCACUGGGGGAAGAAGCUGUGGCAAACUUACAGUUCUGGUUGCUGAACAUUGAGGCCAAGGCUCCAAACUCAGUGGUGUUGGUGGUGGGAACACACCUUGAUCUGAUUGAGACGAAAUUCCGUGUGGAGAGGAUAGCAACCCUGAGGGCCUAUGUCCUGGCUCUGUGUCGCUCUCCCUCUGGAUCCAGAGCAACUGGCUUCCCAGAUAUCACCUUCAAGCACCUGCAUGAGCUCUCGUGUAAGACUCUGGAAGGCCUCGAGGGACUGCGGCAGCUGAUUUUUCACGUCACCUGCAACAUGAAGGAUGUUGGCAGCUCAAUUUGCUCCCAGAAACUUGCAGGGAGAUUGAUACCAAGGAGUUACCUCAGCCUCCAAGAAGCUGUCCUUGCAGAACAGCAUAGAAGAAGUCAAAAUGAUGAUGUGCAGUAUUUAACAGACAGACAAAUAGAGCUGAUGAUCGAGCAAACACCUGGAAAUGAUAUCAAAGACUAUGAAGACUUGCAAACUGCCAUUAAUUUUCUCAUAGAAACAGGGACACUGCUGCACUUCCCAGACACGAGCCACGGCCUGAGGAACCUCUACUUCCUUGACCCUGUCUGGCUCUCAGAGUGUCUGCAGAGGAUUUUCAACAUCAAGAGCUCCAAGUCUGUGGCUAAGAAUGGAGUCAUCAGAGCAGAGGACCUCAGGAUGCUGCUGGUUGGGACAGGUUUCACCGAGCAGACUGAAGAGCAGUACUUCCAGUUCUUGGCCAAGUUUGAGAUUGCCUUGCCUGUGGCCAAUAACAGCUACCUCCUCCCUCAUCUGCUUCCUACCAAGCCGGCGUUAGAUAUCCAUGGGCUCUGCCACCAGACCACAAACACGGUCCAGAGGGUCUUCAAGAUGAGCUUUGUCCCCGUUGGCUUUUGGCAAAGGUUCAUAGCCCGGAUGUUAAUUAGCCUGGCAGAGAUGGACCUCCAGCUCUUUGAAAACAAGAAGAACACCAAGACAAGAAACAAAAAGGUGACCAUCUACAGCUUCACAGGCACCCAAAGGAACCGCUGCAGCACGUUCCGAGUCAAAAGGACUCACACGGUUUACUGGCAGGAAGGUCUGUUCGUUACCUUUGAUGGAGGCUAUCUUAGCGUCGAGUCUUCUGAUGUGAACUGGAAAAAGAAAAAAAGUGGUGGAAUUAAAAUAAUUUCCCAGUCAGAAGUGAGAGACUUUUCAGCCAUGGCAUUCAUCACGGAUCAUGUCAACUCUUUGAUAGACCAGUGGUUCCCUGCCCUCACAGCCACGGAGAGCGACGGCACGCUGCUGAUGGAGCAGUAUGUGCCCUGCCACAUCUGUGCAGCUGCCAGGCCUGAGCAGCGCGAGGGCGGCGAGAGGGCGGAGGACGCGCAGUACUUCAACAUGGAGGAUUGUGUCCUGACUGCCAUCGAGCUGGACUACAUCACGUGCCCCAACCACCCUGACAUCCCUGUGUCGCUCCAAGAGCUGGUCCCAGAGCUUUUCAUGACCGAUUUUCCUGCCAGACUGUUCCUGGAAAAUAGCAAACUGGAAUGCAGUGAAAAUGAAAACAACGUUCUUGGCCAGGGUGGAAGUGGAACUGUUAUAUAUCGGGCACGAUACCAAGGAAAACCAGUGGCUGUGAAGAGAUUUCAGAUUAAAAAAUGCAAGGGUUCUCCCACUUCAGCUGCAGAUACCAUGCUGAAGCACCUGCGGGCCAUGGAUGCCAUGAAGAACUUCUCAGAGUUCCGCCAGGAGGCCAGCAUGCUGCACUCCCUGCAGCACCCCUGCAUCGUGUCCCUCAUCGGCAUCAGCAUCCACCCGCUCUGCUUCGCCCUGGAGCUGGCCCCGCUGGGCAGCCUCACCACUGUCCUGGCUGAGAACUCCAAAGGGUCCUCCUUUGUGCCGCUGGGACACAUGCUGACACACAAAAUAGCCUACCAGAUCGCCACAGGCCUGGCCUACCUGCACAAGAAGAACAUCAUCUUCUGCGACCUCAAGUCAGACAACAUCUUGGUGUGGUCCCUGGACGUCAGGGAGCACAUCAACAUCAAGCUCUCUGACUACGGCAUCUCGCGGCAGUCGUUCCACGAGGGCGCGCUGGGCGUGGAGGGCACCCCAGGCUACCAGGCCCCCGAGAUCCGGCCCCGCAUCGUCUACGACGAGAAGGUGGACAUGUUCUCCUAUGGGAUGGUUCUGUACGAGCUGCUGUCCGGGCAGCGACCUGUGCUGGGGCACCACCAGCUCCAGAUUGCAAAGAAACUGUCCAAAGGGAUCCGUCCUGUGCUGGGGCAGCCCGAGGAGGUGCAGCUCUACAGGAUGCAGGCACUCAUGAUGGAGUGUUGGGACACUAAGCCAGAAAAGCGUCCCCUGGCCAUCUCUGUGGUGGGGCAGAUGAAAGAUCCAACCUUUGCAACGUUUAUGUACCUGCUGCCCUGUGGGAAGCAAUCUUCCUUCUUCUGCUCCCCGGGGCAGGAGUACACGGUGGUGUUCUGGGAUGGGAAGGAGGACACCAGGAACUACACGGUGGUGAACCUGGAGAAGGGAGUCAUGGAAGUGCAGAGGAUGAGCUGCCCAGGAAUGAAGCUGUGCUGCCAACUCAAGUUUCAGAAUGCCCUGUGGGCAGCCACGGAGGACCAGAAGAUUUCUGUGUAUGGAUUGCAGGGCAUGUGUCCCUUGAAGACUCCACUGAAGGGUUUAGACACUCCUGCCACUGUGAGCUGCUUCCUGGUGAUUCCUCUUGUCAAAAGGAACUCAUAUGUGGUGCUGGCUGGCUUGUCAGAUGGACUGGUAGCCGUGUUUUCAGUGUCCCAGGGCCUGCCGGGGGACAACUGCUCCUACCUGUGCUCGCACACAGCCAACAGGUCCAAAUUCAACAUCCCCGACAGCGACCCGCGGCAGAACCCGUACCCGGUGAGGGCCAUGGAGGUCACCAACAGCGGGGCCGAGGUGUGGUACAGCAACGGCCCCGGGCUGCUCGUCAUCGACUGCGCCUCCAUGGACAUCAGCAGGAGGCUGGAGCCCUUCAGCCCGCCCUCCACCAUUGCAUCCAUCGCCUGCAACUCCGAGUGCCACGGCGAGGAGGUGGUCUGGUGCCUGGACAGCCAAAGCAACUUCCUGGUGAUGUACCACGCCAGCAGCUACCAGCUCUGCGCGCGCUACUUCUGCGGGGACUGCAGCCCCCUCAGGGACAUGUUCACCAUCCAGCAGCCCUCGGCUGCCAUCCCGGCCACGGCCCCCAUCGGCCACGGGGUGAUGGAGAACAACCCUGCGGGGGACAUGAGCAUCCUGUACAGCCCAGACGUGGGCACCCAGAUCCUGAACCACCAGGACUCGCUCACAGAUUACUGCUCUGUGUCUUCCUACUCCUCCUCGCCUCCCAACGCGGUGACCCGCUGCCCCUCCAGCCUGCCCAGCUCGCCCACGAGCUCUUCCAGUGCACCCUUCUCCACGGAUUUUGAGGAGUCUGAGAAAUUCCACGAGCUGAAGGCUUCCCUGGACCACGAUGCUUCGCCUGUGGGUGACAACACGGAACAUCUCCAAGCAGUCAAGAUUCUUCCUGUAAAAGACCUCAUCUGGAUCCCCAGGAGAGGAGGGGACAUCAUCGUUAUCGGGCUGGAGAAGGAAUCGGGCACCCAGCGGGGCAGAGUGAUCGCGGUGCUGAAGGCGGGGGAGCUGGCUCCCUACGGGACGCUGGUGGACGCGGCUCUCGUAGCGAAGGACACGGUGGUGUGCUGCUUUGAGAAUGACAACAUGGAGAGGUGCCUGGCUGUCUGGAGGGGCUGGAGUGCCAGAGACUUUGACAUUUUCUACCAGGCCUACGAGGAGCUGGGCAGGCUGGAGACCUGCAUGCGCAAGAGAAGGUAGUGCCCGUGGCGCUGCACCGUCCUGGACUCGGAGACACGGCCCCCACCGGGGCUGGUGGGGGGACUGUGUGUAUCUGGUUUGCUGCUAGAGAGCACCGUGGGGUUCCCAAAGCCCCACCAGGGCUUUUGGGGAAUGAAGAAGCUGUGAGCAGGGCUGGGACAGGGCUGGGAGCUGGGCCAGCUCUCGGCUCCCUGCUCCGUCACACGCUCCCCUGCGCUGCUGAGAGCAAAGGUGGCUGCAGUUCUGCUCAUCCCCUGAUUUCCAGUUUGUUCUUCCCCGUUUUGAAUUCCUUCCUCACCUUCAGCAUGCCCUGGCUGCUGCUGCUGCUGUUGUUGUGUGUGUGUCAGCCAGGAGAGCUCCGUGGGCUCUGCCCUGGGUGUCUGAGCACGUUCCAGUCCCGGCUGCCUGCUGGCCGGCAGCAUGGGCACCGUGGGCUGAUUCACCCUGUUCCCAGGAGGAAUGCAUCUGCUGGAAACCCUGCACUGUGGGGCAGCUUCCCACCCCCCUGCAACUCCAUUAGUUAGAGUGUGUGUCCUACUUCAGGUGUAGUUCUUGUGUAGAGGCACCCUGGUGUAGGAACCAGUGAGAAGCUGUGGCUGGCCACUGCAUUUCUGGUUCCUAAAAGCUGUAGUGGUGCAGUGUUCCUGUGAGGGAGCCCAAAACAACCUGCCAGGAAUGCUGCACCAGGAGUGAGUGAGCUGGCUCAUGGCACUGCUACCUUGUCAAUGGAGCUGAUGGAAAACAAAGCCACUGGCUGUGACAGAUAUUCCUGAUGGAAAAGAAGGGAGCCCCUGACCAGGAAGGUUUAUAAGCUGUCUCUGCUCCACUCCUGUUUCUCUUGGGAAGUGCACUCUGGAGCAGCAGGAACACAAUAAGCUCAGUUUGCCUGUGUAUCUGUGCAGCUUCUGCCCACCACACCUUGUAUUUUCUCUCCAUUAGUGGCCUGGGAUGCUGUAUUGGCUCUAAAUCCAAUUGCACUUAAUUACCCCAAGCAUGUACAGCAGUGUAAAAAGUGCCCCCAGCUAAGCACCCUGUAUAAAGAUGUACAGUUUGAAUUUUGGACCUUUCUUUUAUUUUUUUUUUAUCCCAAGAAUCUCGUGUGAGCAUCGGCAAGGCUGGCCAAGGCCGAACGGGCAGGUUAACCCUCUGGUUCACAUUUCUGUUGCAGGCUGCUAAAAUAUCCUUCUUCAGAAACAGAAUGUAUCUUAAAAUAAACUGAUUCCUCCCCAGGA
This is a messenger RNA of Passer domesticus (house sparrow), 8103 nucleotides long. It is a transcript of the gene LRRK1, whose product is annotated as leucine rich repeat kinase 1. Gene Ontology annotation, molecular function: ATP binding; protein kinase activity; protein binding. The coding region runs from base 950 to 6871 and encodes 1973 amino acids. The transcript has 33 exons. NCBI's taxonomy places the organism in Eukaryota, Metazoa, Chordata, Aves, Passeriformes, Passeridae. Gene Ontology annotation, biological process: protein phosphorylation. The record is from RefSeq and is a predicted model, not a curated record.